UAUGCUGAGCUGUGGCGCUUCGGUAGAUUGUUCCAAGUCAUUGAGCUGAGUAUUUUUAAUACAUCGGCGAAUAAUUUAUCAGUCUACAGCAUAUUGGUUAUUCAUAUCUGAGUUGUGUAUUCAUACUUGAUAGGAAAAGGUUAGGGAUUUCGUUCAGUGGGUUUGUAUGAUCACAACCCGCCACCAACCGACAUGUCAUUGUGUAUACAGUCACAGUUGGAGCCCUAUCGACCUUCAGGGCCUGUCCAUGGACCACAAUACAGACCCUUCUCAAGAUCGUUAACAUCAUAUUCCACAAUGAACGACUGGAUGGGCACGCAGGGUCGAGAACAACCUACCAAUGUGCCCGUCACACUGACCGAUGGCAACUGGAAAUAUGUCAGACCUGCCACGAUAGGAGCCAGCCUUGAUGAAAAAGAGGCCCUGAGACGUCUGGUGCCAAAUGACGAUGCAUAUUUUCAAAGAUAUAUGGAGCUUGUUGAUAAGAAGGCUUACAGAUACCCAGACCCUGGCAUGCAGAAACAGAGGGAAGGGUGUCUUGGGGGAAGCUGGAGGCAUGUCAAACAGGUGUUAGGACAGGGUGGCAAUAAUCUAGUGUUUGUUGAUGGCCUGACCAGACUCUAUGACCACAGUGAACUAAACGAACAGCUCACGAGGAGAAAAGUAGCCCACGUGGCAAAUAACUCGACACCUUUAGGAAAGGUCUCGACGCCAUUGUACAGCGUCAACAGAAAUGACAUCAGCAGUUAUCGGCAGUUCAGACAACACGAACAAGAAAAGCGAGACUUUAAACCAUGGAUGGUUCCAAAACCCUCAAGAAUGCCAGCAAUAAAUGAAGCCAAGCCCCCAAGUCGACUUCAAACACAAAUACAUGGAGUCAAGACUGCUGCAGAUCCCAACAAGGCUCACCGAGGAUUCUAUCAGAGGAACUAGCUAUCAGAGAAAGACCAACAAAAGGAACUGGGAAAAUUGUUUUGAAAGAUUAACAGAUCAGAUCAGAUCAGACUGUCUACAAGUUUCUCUUCACAAGACUCUUUAAAUGUUGCAAAAUAUAAUGGUGGUCAGCCUUCUCCGAGUCAAAUGUUGUAUUGAAUUCAAAUCAAUUGAAAAUAUUGGUUUGAACUGUCCCAAAGCGCUUCUGUGAUAAUCGUGUCUUAUUGGACUGAAAUUGUGUUUACUCAAAUUGGUAAUGUUUCUCUCGUUUAGAUAGUUUAGACGGUUACAUUAUUGGAGACUUAUUUUUCAGUUCAAGGAUUAGUAUAGGUGUCGUAAAUAUAUUGUAUCUUGGAUUAGAAAAUCACUGAUGUGGAUGUUGUAAUUAAUAAAUAAACAAUAACUAA
This is a messenger RNA of Lineus longissimus, 1340 nucleotides long. RefSeq lists its product as uncharacterized. The transcript is spliced from 6 exons. Lineage: Eukaryota; Metazoa; Nemertea; Pilidiophora; Heteronemertea; Lineidae. The coding region runs from base 193 to 933 and encodes 246 amino acids. The record is from RefSeq and is a predicted model, not a curated record.